Amyelois transitella is the source of this 2316-nucleotide messenger RNA. RefSeq names its product oxidative stress-induced growth inhibitor 1. The transcript has 10 exons. The record is from RefSeq and is a predicted model, not a curated record. Lineage: Eukaryota; Metazoa; Arthropoda; Insecta; Lepidoptera; Pyralidae. The coding region runs from base 489 to 2255 and encodes 588 amino acids.
GCUCUGGUGGCAAACGACAGAACUACAGUAAACUACUGAGAAAAUCACGUUGGAAGACUUGCGGAAACUAAAAUUUCUCGUUUCACUAUAAUUCCGUGUAAAUCAUCAUCGUUCUAAUAUUUACAUGAAAAUUGUGAAGUUAAUUUGUUAUUAUAACUCAGUGCUUUAGUAAUUAUAAGUGAUACAGUGUUUAAAACCCCAAAAUUAACAUUUCCUUCAGGCCCCAACUUGGAAGUAUUUCAUGAUAACAGAGUAUCCAUCAGUAGCUGCCCACACUGAAUUUACAAAGACACAAGUCUGCACGACUCUAAACUGCAUGUGAUAUAAUUUAUUUUAGAUUUAAGACUGCAUUUUAAUUGUCGCCGUCAAUUCGAAGACCAUAAAUUCGGGUGAAAACUACAGAUUAUAGAGUGACAAUAAGACGUGACCUUGUCAAUUGUGACUGUAGACUGAAGAAGGGGAAUAAAGAUUGAAGAAAUUGUAUCAGAAUGAAGGACAGUGUGAAUUGCAAUUGCACGCACACGUUAUCAAAUGAUGUUGAAUACAAAGAAGUGGUUGUAAUUGGAAACGGCCCCAGCGGAUUAGUCACGUCCUUCAUGCUGGCGGGGAACGUGCCCCACCUGAAACAGAUUCCGGAUGACCUGCCCAUAGACGACAUGCUGAAAGCCAGACUAUCAAACCUGCCAGUUGGACAGAAUCUGUACGAGACUGAUCUGCUCCAGUUGGCCGAAGGUCUGGAGGGCCGCAGCCAGAACCCAUUGCCUCUGCUGAUGGACAAUCUGCUAAGGCCGUGUGCUGACCUGGGCAUUCAGGCUGACCCGCUGAUCGAGUGGAAAUACGAUGUUGAGAAGCAGAUCUCCCACAUAGUGCUCGGCCGGGGUCCCCCCGGGGGCGCUUGGCACGGGUUCCCCGCGGCCGUCAGGACCCUGUCCCCCAGUUCCUGGCUCACGCUCCCCCCUCACAGCGCCCACUCCGGAGACAGGCUGCCGGCCAGCGCGCUGGCGGACUAUUACAGGAGAUACGUGCGCGCUACUAAGCUGAAGCGUUUCUUCAGGUCGGGCGUGGUGGUGACGAGCGUGCGAUGCGUGCGCGCGCGCGCGGCGCCGUGCUCGGCCGCGUGCCCGCGCGCCGCCGCCUUCUGUGUGGCCGGUUACGACAAAACGGAGGGCCGGCCGUUCCGGUACGUGUGCGGGCGCGUGGUGCUCGCUUGCGGCGCCGGCGACCGGCCCGGCACGCUGGCGCCGGCCGCCGCCAAGUACUGCCUGCACUCGCUGGCCGAUCUACAGGCGGCGCUGGCGGCUGAACCGGCUUCGCCCCACCCGGUGGUGGUGGUGGGGUCGGGAGUGUCCGCGGCGGACGCGGUGCGGCUGGCGCGGCGCGCGCGCGUGCUGCACGUGCACCGCGCGCCCGCCGCCGCGCUCGCGCGCCUCUCGCCGCGCGCCUACCCCGACUACUGCCAGGUGUACAAGAUGAUGUGUGACGGAGAAAACGGCAACUAUCCCAACUACAAAUCGUACCCCAACCACGUGAUAGUGGACGUGACCCCAGAGGAGGCCCCGCCGCCCACGGACCCCAGGAGGGACCCCACACUGCGCCCCAAGAGGGUCAAACUCCUCAACUUAGUCACGAACGAAGUGACAGAAGUCAUCGUUUCAAUUAUAACCGUUCUCAUCGGUUCAAAGCCGGACCUCUUCUUUCUACAAACAAAUUUCAACCUUAACUGCAUUGAAUUAGACUCGGAUUGCAUUAAAUGCACAGAAAUGCAAGCGAAAAAGAAGAUCGAAGCGGAAAGAAGACAGUGCUUCUUGAGAGAACACUGGCAUUACUUAAAAUCUGUCCUCGGACAAAGCAUACAGAGUUGCAAAUCGCGAUAUCUGAACUACACGGAGAUUAAUGGCAACACUGACGGCAAAUGUGUGUUGCCAGACUGCAUAAAGAGGAACGAGAGUAAAUGUACGUGCAAUAACCUGAUCAGUAAGUCGGAGAACGAAGUUAAUAAUACCGUUGAAGAUGACAAAGUGAUAUGCGAAUGUCCCGCGAAUAAUUCGAGCGGUGUUGGGUUUGGUGUGGAUCCGAAAAAACCAGUUGACAGUAGGAAUCCUAUAGCUGUUGAUAAAAGUACGCACGAAUUAAUCAAUGCACCCAAAGGGUUGUACGCGCUGGGCCCCCUGACAGCUGACAAUUUCGUCAGGUUCAUACCCGGGGGCGCUCUAGCUAUAGUCGCACAUAUACACAAGGAGAAAUUCACCCGUUGACUCGCCAUAGCCAUGUGAUUUGUUUUUUUUUUUUUACAAUAAAUUAUUUUUUUAUACCAGA